This is a messenger RNA of Cyanistes caeruleus (blue tit), 2037 nucleotides long. The record is from RefSeq and is a predicted model, not a curated record. Lineage: Eukaryota; Metazoa; Chordata; Aves; Passeriformes; Paridae.
AUGUCCCAGUAUCCAGGGAGCACGGGCAAGGGCAGGGCACUCCGGGGGCUGCGCGGGGCGGAGGGUGCUAGUUCUGGGGGUCCCUGUGCAGCGCGGGGCGGGCGGUCCCGGCACGGCCGGGGGCUCGGCCACCUGCGCGGAGCACGGGCAGCGCACGGCGGGCAGGGAGCUGAGGCGCCGCCCGCCCCCGGCCACUGCCGAGGCGGCAGCUCCGCGAGCUGCAGUGGCGCGGUGCUCGCUGUGUGCCCGCCGGACGGCAGGAACCGAGGACAAGGGCUCGGGGAUGCCGCGCGUUAUUCCUCCCUCCCCGGCUGGCCGGGAGCGCCGCCGCCAGCGGGGCUCCCGCUGCCCUUACCANGGGUGUCCACGGCGCUGAGCUGCCUGCUGGGGCUGCCCGUGCGGGUGCGCCGGAUCCGCGCCGGGCGGAGCCAGCCCGGCCUCAGACCUCAGCAUCUGUCUGGAUUGGAGAUCAUUCGAGAUCUGUGUGAUGGAAAGCUGAAUGGUGGUGAAAUUGGCUCAACAGAAAUAACCUUCACUCCUGGGAAGAUCAAAGGUGGAACCCACAUAGCAGAUACAAAAACAGCAGGGAGUGUGUGCCUACUGAUGCAGGUAGCAAUGCCCUGUGUGCUGUUUGCUGCUUCCCCAUCAGAGCUUCAUUUAAAAGGUGGGACUAAUGCGGAGAUGGCUCCUCAGAUAGACUACACAGUCAUGGUUUUCAAGCCAGUAGUUGAAAAGUUCAACUUCACAUUUAAUUGUGACAUAAAAAGGAGGGGUUACUACCCUCAAGGAGGUGGUGAAGUUGUAGUCCAGAUGUCUCCAGUCAAAGAGCUGAGCCCAAUAAACUUAACAGAACGUGGCACAGUGACAAAGAUUUAUGGAAGGGCAUUUGUUGCUGGAGCACUGCCUAUCAAACUGGCAAAAGACAUGUCAGCAGCAGCAGUGAGAUGCAUCAGAAGAGAAAUCAGAGAUCUUUACAUUAAUAUUCAGCCUGUCAGAGAACCUGAUGAUCAAGCUGUUGGGACUGGAAGUGGAAUAAUUAUUAUUGCAGAGACUUCAACAGGUUGUUUGCUAGCUGGGUCAUCACUUGGCAAGAGAGGAAAAAAUGCUGACAAGGUUGGCAUUGAAGCAGCUGAGAUGCUGCUUCAGAAUCUUAAACAUGGUGGAACUGUGGAUGAUUCUCUGCAAGACCAAGUAAGGUUACUAUAUGGGAAUAUACAGUGGGGGAAAGCAAAGUUAAAUGUAGUAGGGAUUCAGGGACAAGCUCCACUGUGGAAAAGUAACCCGUCUGUAAUGGGCAUUACAGUAGCAAUCUCCAAACUUCUGGAGCCUUGGAUCACUCUUCAAACUAAGCUUCAUGAACUUUUAUGGGGAGUGUCUAGAGUGAAAAGUGGACCAAUUACACUUCAUACUCAAACAGCUAUACACUUUGCAGAGCAGCUAACAAAGGCCAAAUUUACUAUAACAAAAUCAGAAGAGGAAGAUCCCAGUAAUGAUACCUACAUCAUUGAGUGCCAAGGAAUGGGGAUGAUAAACCCAAAUUUAUAGUGUUAAAAAAAAAAGGCAGUAAGCUGCCACAAGAAACACCCAGCAUACCUCAGUGAUGUAUUGCACUACACUUCAUUGGAUGUAUAAUCUGCCUGAAGAGGAGGAGCCUUCUGUCACAUCAGAGUGAUUUAACUUGAAGGUUGAUGUCAAGCUUUUCCUUGGUAUGGUGAGAAUCAGUCAUGUGAAAAAUGAAAACUUUACUUUUUUUUUUUUUUUUUUACUAUUUGCAGCAAAAUGAGUAGCAACAGUACAGCAAAUAGAAUAUACUGUAUGUAUGCAAGAGCUUCAGUUAGAAGCUUUGAAUUUUACCCAAGUAGAAAAUAACUAUUUUAGUUCAGUAUUUCUUUCCCUUUUAACAAAUGAAAGUUUUGUUCUCUGAAAACCUUUAUGUUAUGAGGUACAUAGAAUGAAAUACACCAUCAAAUCUGUAUUGCUGUUCUUCCUUAGCCAUUUGCUAAAUAAUAAAGUAGUAUCACCCUAUAAAAGGCUUUA